GGUUGCUGCGAAUGGAGACCCGCCCUAACCGAAUCCUAACCACCCACCAUUUAUAAAGAACUAUUAUGAGAAACGAUUGUUCGAAAAACAGACAAGAGAGGAAUUUUCAGAAGAAUUUGCCUGUGAAGGGCCACCAAAAAGCCAUGAAAGUCUAUCGAUAAUGGAAUUUAUCGUUCCAACUUAAAUGAGUUCGUCGAAAUCAGGAAAAAAGCGACUGAUGUAUUUUGCAAUUGAAAGGCUUUUAAAAAGUAGUAAUUAUGGAAGGUGCUCAAUCGUUGUAUCUUAACCUCUUCAGCGAGGAUAAAGUUCAUGCUUUGAAGGAAUUACUACAUGCUUGUGUGGAUGAAAUAUGUGGUCGGCCAGGCCCAUCCUAUCACAAAUUUGCAAAUAGUGUAGACUGGAACAGAGAAGAGUAUGAAGAAACAUACAAAUUGAUAUCAAUACUAUUAAGAAAUCCUGCUUGUUUAUAUCUAGUAGAUGAAAAGAUGCCUCAGGAAUAUCAUGAAUUGCCAGAACCCAUUCAGCAAAAUAUACUAACAUGUUUGAAAGCACGAAGAGAACAACUAACAAAUGCUUUGUUGAAAGAGUACUCCAAAGAAAAGCAUGAAACAUUAACAGACUUUGACUGGAGAUUAAAGCUUGUAAUGGGUUCAAGCAAGUUGGCUACUUUAAGAGAAUCUCUUCUUCAACUGGAUCUUAUGGUUGAAAACAAGGAAACAAAACGUAUUCUGGGUUUGGAACUGAACAAGGAUGAACUAGAAACUUUCAUUAAUGUCAUGGAAACUAUCGUGACGCAAUAAUUUCGUCGAGACCAGUAAAAUAAUUGAUGAUUAAUUUCAGCGUUAUCGUUAAUGUACGUUGUGCGUAUAAUUGUAACGAGUGGCUUGAAAAAUGAAAUAAAGACACAUGAUUUUUACAC
Molecule: messenger RNA, 919 nt
Organism: Colletes gigas
Lineage: Eukaryota; Metazoa; Arthropoda; Insecta; Hymenoptera; Colletidae
Product: COMM domain-containing protein 8-like
Exons: 5
Coding region: 258-800 (180 amino acids)
Source: RefSeq, a predicted model, not a curated record